AUGGGAAUAGUGAGAGGUGUUCCAUGUGAAUGGGACGAGAAAGACAUUUUAGAAAAUAUUGAGCUUCCGCAGAACUGUGGAAGCAUUUUAAAGGUUCGAAGACUAAACAGAAAGGUGUAUGAAGAUAAAAAGUGCCCAGAGUACGCUAGGCAAAAAUCAAUUAAAGAAACAAUGGCUAGAAAGGCUAUAUCUUAUUCAGAAGCCAGUAAAGCCAAUCCACCAGUUUCUAAAUCUUAUGCAGACUGGAAUUGCCGGAGCAUUAAUAGUAAAAAAAGUGACCUCAUUUAUUUAUUAAACAAUUACAAACCUUUUGCCGUCUCUCUCAAGAGACUUGGCUUCGUCCCGGAUUCAAUUUUAGAAUUCCAGGACAUAUCUGUCUUAGAGAAGACAGAACAGAUGGAGUAUGGUGGAGUUGCACUAAUUCUUAGAGGAGGUGUGCCCUUUGUUCACAUACCCAUCAUUAAUCACAGUGAUAAAUUUUCCAUUAUUGCUGCUAGUGCUGCUGAGGAAGUUUUUCCAAUUAAAAGUAAUAGUGGCAAUGGUUAUAUUCCAUCACCUCCUUGGUGGGACAGUGAGUGUUCUGCUGCUAUAGCUGAGAGAAAGAGAGCUGAAGGAAAUUACAGGAAAAAUUCUACAACACAAAAUUUUAAUAUUCUUAGCAAUCUUAUAACUAAAACACGUAAAUUAUUAAAACAAAAAAGAUUCAAUGGCUGGAAAUCUUUUUGUGCCUCAAUUUCACCAGACAUUUCUCCAUCUGAAGUUUGGCAAAAUAUUCGGAGAUUCAGAUCCGCCUUUAAACCUCCAAAGUCUCAUUUUAUGGAUAGCAGUACAGUUGAUUUGUUUCUUGACAAAUUAGCUCCACCAUAUGUCCCAUCUAUAGAUAAUAUUUCUUUUGACUCUCAGCCUUCUCCCUCUCCCAGCAUAAUAGCAAUUCACUCAUUUCCUUUAGCCUUUCAGAACUCAAAGGGUUCUUUCAAAACUUAG
Molecule: messenger RNA, 984 nt
Organism: Pieris macdunnoughi
Lineage: Eukaryota; Metazoa; Arthropoda; Insecta; Lepidoptera; Pieridae
Source: the annotation of a GenBank genome assembly